Molecule: messenger RNA, 1362 nt
Organism: Xenopus laevis (African clawed frog)
Lineage: Eukaryota; Metazoa; Chordata; Amphibia; Anura; Pipidae
Gene: spcs2.S
Product: signal peptidase complex subunit 2 S homeolog
Exons: 5
Coding region: 115-720 (201 amino acids)
Biological process (GO): protein maturation; protein targeting to ER
Cellular component (GO): membrane; endoplasmic reticulum membrane; signal peptidase complex
Molecular function (GO): peptidase activity
Source: RefSeq, a predicted model, not a curated record
AAGGCGGGGCUGAAGCUUUGCUUUGACCAAUGGGCUGAUGAAGGAUUGUACGUCACCCCCUAGUUCCGACCAACGGGUGGGCGCCAGGUCUGGGGAUUCGCGGGAUGAGAGAAGAUGGCGGCGAGAGGCGGAAAGAACGGGCUGCUGGAGAAAUGGAAGAUUGAUGAUAAACCAGUAAAGAUUGACAAAUGGGACGGAUCUGCCGUGAAAAACUCCCUGGAUGAUGCAGCCAAAAAGGUUCUACUGGAGAAAUACAGAUAUGUGGAAAACUUCUGUCUGAUCGACGGCCGACUCAUUAUCUGCACCAUCUCCUGCGUCUUUGCUAUUGUGGCCCUCGUGUGGGACUAUUUGCACCCCUUCCCCGAAUCUAAACCCGUUCUGGCCUUCUGUGUCAUAUCGUAUUUCCUGAUGAUGGGAAUCCUGACUGUCUAUACCUCGUAUAAGGAGAAGAGUAUAUUCCUGGUGGCUCAUAGAAAGGAUCCCGCAGGAAUGGACCCUGACGAUAUUUGGCAUCUCUCCUCCAGCCUCAAACGGUUUGAUGACAAGUACACGCUGAAGGUCACAUACAUCAACGGAAAAACCAGGGCCUAUCGGGAUGCGGAAUUCACCAAAUCCAUUGCCAGAUUCUUUGAUAAUAACGGCACGUUAGUGAUGGACUUGUUUGAGCCAGAAGUCUCCAAGCUCCAUGACAGUUUGGCCAUGGAGAAGAAGACAAAAUAAGCUUUGGACCCAGCGCCUUUCUUAUGCUUUGAGGGAACCCCCAGAGGUGAUACAGUAAAGGAAUGUUCUUUCCCUGCCUGGGGGUGGAGCUUGUAGCGCUUUGCUCUUCUAAUGUCCUCAAUGGGAGGAGCCACAGGCCCCUUGGGCAGCGAAAGGGCCAACGCUAAGGUUUUGUCCUGAAAUCCUCACUAUUAGAAGUAGUUCUUCCAACUGUCAUUUUGUUAUAGUGUGCAGGAAUUAUGUGCAGAAAGGCGGCCACACACAUCCCCAUGAACUGCGCGAUCAUUUGUGUGCGUUUUGGGUCUCAUGCCGAGAAUUGUCAUCAAUUGCAACAGCAUCGAUUGGCUAUAAAAAUACAUAUGUCAUGGCCGAUAACCCAGUGUAUGGGAUAGAACCACAUGAUUCUUACACAAGGCACUUUGGCCAUUACUGUCACAUAAUUGCACAAAAAUCCCUGUAUUUAGCUGGGAAGACGAUUAAAGGAUAAGUAAACCUUUAAUAUAAGUGAAUGUAAAACUGACGAGGGGGCUUUUCUAAGCACUUUUGUAAUGUACAUUCAUUAUUUAUUUUGUUUUUAUUCCAAGAUAUUAAGGGAUACAUGUACUGUUAAUAUGAAUGAAUUUUGUUACAACUGGUGGGAAA